Messenger RNA from Erinaceus europaeus (western European hedgehog), 2689 nucleotides. It is a transcript of the gene MIMS2, whose product is annotated as family with sequence similarity 210 member B. The transcript has 3 exons. Bases 189 to 767 code for a protein of 192 amino acids. The record is from RefSeq and is a predicted model, not a curated record. Gene Ontology annotation, cellular component: mitochondrion. NCBI's taxonomy places the organism in Eukaryota, Metazoa, Chordata, Mammalia, Eulipotyphla, Erinaceidae.
GAAGGCGGGGCCGAGGACGCCGCUCGCGGCUCCGGCUCCGCCCACCCGCUUUGACCUCCCUACUUGCAGCUCUACCCCGAGUCUGGGAUCGGUGGGCGGGGCCGAGAAAGGUUUCGGCGUGGCCCCGCCCACCUGCGCUUAGCUCCUCUCAGGUUCCCGGGGCGGGCUACAACGCUUUGCUGUACACUAUGGCCGGUUUCCUGGCGUUAUUGGGCCCUGUAGGCAGAAUGGGUGCCCGGGUGCGGCUUCCCGCCACCUGGGUCCUCCGUGCCACCACCCCCUGCGCUCCACAGCCCCUGUUACUGCCCCUACUUCUCCGAGAGCCAGAAGAUCGGCUGCUGCGCACAGUCCGCGGGUUCUGCCAUGGCCACCAGGACCCCAGCAAAAUCACUACCACAACAGGAAGCAAUGCCAGCAGAACAGAGGAAAAAAAGCAAAGCAAGUCACAGCAGCUAAAGAAGGUUUUUCAAGAGUAUGGUGCUGUUGGUGUGUCACUGCACAUUGGAAUCUCAUUAAUAUCCUUGGGCAUAUUUUACAUGGUGGUUUCAAGUGGUGUGGACAUGUCUGCAGUUCUGCUUAAACUCGGAUUUAAAGAGUCACUGGUCCAGUCAAAAGUGGCAGCAGGCACAAGUACCUUUGUGGUGGCAUAUGCCAUCCACAAACUGUUUGCUCCAGUGAGAAUCAGCAUUACCUUAGUUUCUGCACCCUUAAUUGUCAGAUAUUUUCGGAAAGUGGGAUUUUUUAAAUCUCCAACUACAAAGCCUUGAUGAGCUGCAGACCUGAAAACCUGUUUCUUUUAAAUUACAUUUUCUGGGUUGGUUUUAGGAUUUUGGGGGGAGGGCCAGGGGUAGUUACUAUGAGCUAAUGAAUGCUUUGCCUUUACUAGCAAAAGUCAGGCAUUUAAUAAUCAUCAUUUUGCUUUUUAAAUUUUGGUAAGGCUAUUUGUCAUAGAGCCUGUAUACAUACCCUAAAAUGUCAGCAAAAGAUCACAAAUGAGCUAUAAUCUCAAACUGUACUAUUAGCCUAAGAAAUAGUCCUUCCAGAAGAUUGUUAGUGAGGGUAUGUCUACACAAGUCCUAAGAGAGAAAUCUUUGCUUUGGUUUAUAAAGGGCAACAAUUAAGUUUAUUUUUUAAAUUCCCUUUCCUCCAAUAUUGGUUAAGCUGCCUGCAGUUUAAUAUGCAAUAUUCUGCAGAACUGCUGCCAGUGCUACAAUUAACAGACUUGACAAUAUGUACUCUAAUUAAUAUCAACACUUUGACAAUGAUUCCACUUGUUUGAGGAAAAGCAAGUACUUCUGCUAUGUUCUACUGACCCCAAUAUACCUUCAACUAUGGACAUAAGGUCUCCCUUUGACAGUUCUACUUGAAUUUCAUUAAAGUUGGUCAGGGCACCUUGUCUCUGUGUAGGUUAAUUAUGAAACCUUAUCCAGUAGUAAUGGCACCCCUUGGCCUCUAACAACCAUAUUCAUAGGGAAUAUGGAUGCUGAACAAAUGAAAUACUAAGACAGUCUUCACUUAUCCUUCUACAUCUCAGACUUUCUGAUAUUCUAGAACCACUGUCACAUGUUUACAUUAUAGUUACUUUUUUUUAGUUUAAAUUAUGUAGGCUUAAAGAAAAAUAUUGUUAUUCUCAUAAAAGCAAAUUUAGUAGCAAUAAGUGAAACUGAAAUAGUAAAGGUAGGUGGGAAGAAAGACAGGUAUCGUUCUACUGAGCCAAUCAGUUUAUAUGAUAAAGGGUGUGCAACCUGCAAUCCCUUACUUUGUUAAGAACACUAGAUAAUAGAAACUCAAGCACAGACCUAAAAUUGGACAUUCUUGAAAUAGUAUUUGAAGGAAUUCCUUCUUACAAAAUUAGGCACAAAUUCAUGCCACCCUCUGGCAGACACUAUUAUACAUUUUUCAGUCGGGUAACCCUAGUUUAAACCUGCAGUCCUGUUAGAGAGAAUUACACUUAUUUUUCUGGUCCUUGGUUUUUAUAGUUACAUUUGUGACAAUCAGAAAAAGAGACUAUAAAUUGGCCAUCUUGGUUUUACUUAAAUCCGAUGUGGAGUUAGCUGUUAGUCCACUGUAACCCAUGGCAAUCAGUUCUUUCAGUUAGAUUUUAUAAUUUUUGCAAGGUCUCUUAAAGCAAUCAGCCCAUUACUAAAGGUUUUCCAGAUUCAUAGUUGGAAUUGUAUUUCUGGGACCUAAUUCAGAGGUUAUCUGUAGAGCUGAGUAGUGCACCAUGCCAGUCAGACCACCAUUUUCAUCUUUAAACAAUUGGUUAGGUUACAAUCUGUCAGUCUCCCUUCCAUUCAGGUUCCUAGUAAUGUCCUUUAAAAAAAAAAGCCAAGUGAUUUCUACAGUUAAGGGCUAAAAUCUUAAACAAGUUUUGAGUAAUGUGAAUGGGCUGAAAUGGACAGCAAUAAAACUAUCAUCAGAUAGAAAUUGUGUUCUUGACCAAGCCCCAACUCCAUCCCACUCUGGUGGCCAGUUGUCAAAUCAAAUGAACUGGAUAGGAUGAGCAGCUCAACAGAUCAGGGAACAAAUAUGUGAAUUCACCAGCAAGGUGUACAAGUUGCUUGUAUUUAUAAUGUUUUUAUUGACCUAUGGGGAUAAAACUGAUUAUCUAUUUUACAAAUAUGUCAAUGUUCCCCCUCUAAUUUUUUAUCUGAUAAAAUGAACAGCUUAAAUAAAAUUUAUAAAUAUA